Messenger RNA from Sphaerodactylus townsendi, 1807 nucleotides. RefSeq names its product leucine rich repeat containing 71 (gene LRRC71). Gene Ontology annotation, molecular function: protein binding. The transcript is spliced from 15 exons. Lineage: Eukaryota; Metazoa; Chordata; Lepidosauria; Squamata; Sphaerodactylidae. Bases 121 to 1686 code for a protein of 521 amino acids. The record is from RefSeq and is a predicted model, not a curated record.
CUCGGCGUCUCCUGUUGCCCGGACAACCGGCCCCGCCCGCCCUUGCAGCUCCCGACAGCCCGGCCGGACGGGGGGGGGGGUCUCGUGUGCCUCGACGCCGCCGCCGCCGCCGCCGCCGCCAUGGGGAAGAAGGGGGAGCGCGUCGCCAAGGACAAGACGGCCGCCUUGGAGGAGGAGGCCCGCAACGCCGCCAGGAAAGCCGGAGAGCACGGCGAAGAGGAGUACCAGUGCGCCGGCAUCCUGGAGCAGGACUUCGCAGAGCUGUGCGCCCGAGCCGGCUUCCAGGAGGUCCCCAAGGUGCUGCCCAGGCCCCACCCCUCGGCCUCCGCGGCGGCAGAGGAACCGGACCCGCUCGUGGAGAAGGAGUGGCAGAACAGCCUGAUGCGGAUCCAGGGGAAGUACGCCUACUUCCGACCCGCCAUCCAGGUGGAGCUGGAGCACGAAGACCCCAAGUCCACCCGGGAGAUCUUCAUCCGGGGUUGGAGGCUGGAAGACAAGAUGCUGGGCGUCCUGGCCAAGUGCUUGCCAGCCCUCUCCCACCUCCAGACCAUCCGCCUCUGGAAGGUGGGCCUGACGGACCUCUCCCUGCUCUCCUUGAUCGCCGUCCUGCCAAACUGCCCCACCGUCAAGGUGCUGUCGCUGGAAGGGAAUCCACUGCCUGAGCGGUCUUUCUACAAGCUGAUUGGCGAAGACAGCACCUUGGCCCACGUCUCCCUGCGUAACAACAACAUUGACGACGAAGCCACCUCUCUGAUUGCUCAGGCGCUUUCGUCCCUCCGGACCUCCAACAAGACCCUGGCCUCCAUCAAUCUCAGCUACAAUUUCAUCACUGACGUGGGAGCAGCCUCCCUGGCGAACGCCCUGCGCCUCAACCGCUCUCUGCUCUCCCUGUCUUUGUCACACAACCGCAUUGGAGAUGAGGGCGCCGUAAAGCUUGCAGAGAUUCUUGCCCCGUUUGCCCUCACUCACAGCGAGAUCGUUGAGAGGCGGCGCCUCUUGCUGGAAAAGGAGAGCCAGGAGCCCUGCCGGAUGCCCCAGCGGUACUCGGAAUCGAAGGCCGACCGUCCCGCCAGCCAUGCCAGCAGCACCACACUGGACAAGCUGCAGCCCGUCAAGACCGGCAAAGCCACUGGCAAGAAGAAAGAGCCGGCCAAGAAAGAGGAGAAGGGGCAGGGCGGUGGCGGGGCAGCCCCUCAGGCCGGAGGAGCCGCUCAGACCAAGAAGGAAGAGGUCAAGCAAGCCAAGAAAGCCAUUCCCGCCCCAGAACAGAAAGCAGCUCGUGGCAAAGGAACGAAAUCUGGCAACAAAGACAGACGGUCCCAAAUCACGGAAGUGGAGGCGCUGGAGCCCACAGAGACAGUGAACCCGCUCCUGGAACUUGCCGAACACAGUGAUGGGAAAGUUUUCCUGCCAGGAAAUCGCGUCCUGAUCUACUUGAACCUCAUUCGUAACCAAAUCUCAGAGCUGGGCCUGAAGGCUUUUGUGACGGCCGUGGAGCAGCAGGCGAGCAAAGCGCCCAGCAGCGGAGGGAAGGGCCCUGCGGGGCUCCUGCAUCUCGCCCUGGGGAAAAACAAGUUCCCCUCAGACAGCAAGUCCUUUGCCCGGAUCCAAGAGCUGAUGGCUCCUCGUGACCCCCUCCCGAAGUCAGCCAAGACACCCGAGGAUGAACAGGGCUCCACUGCGUAGCACCCGCCAGCACCCAACCCCAGCCUCUCCCUUCCGGCUGUGCCUUCGAACUCCACUGAGUGGAGCCAGAGCAGACCUCUCCAGCUCUGAGCAGAGUGCAAAUAAACGACUGGUUCUGCUA